AAAUCAUUCUUUAAAUGUAAAAUGCAGUUUUUAAUGUUUUCAAAAUUGUAUACCUAAAAUAUACAAGCUUCAAUCCAUGUUCCCCAUCGCGUGAUAGAUAACUGGUGAAGGAGGAAGAGGUAGUAAAGAGGUAGUUUUUACAUAAUUCUCUAUAUACAGGUGUUCAGAAAUUGGCGGAUAAUCUACACGUAGCGACAUUCUACGCCGACUCUGAAUCGAAAAUCUUAAUGUUAAAAUGUUGUUCUACUAUCUUGCCAAAUGCGUUUUUGAUAAUGAAAAAAUGUUAAAAACGAACUUUAAAGUAAAGAAAAUAACUAACUAGUUUUCAUAAUUAUUUUUAUUCUAAAUUACAGCUUAUUUCAAUAUCUGUUGAUAUUGAAUAUUAAUGAUUAUUAUUAAAGACGUAUGAAGCAUGGUACAACAUUUUACAAUUAAGAUUUUCGCUUUAAAAUCGAACGAAGAAUGUCGCUACGUGUAGAUUAUCCGCCUAUUUCUGAACACCCUGUAUUGACACUCGGAGCUUUUAAAAAUAUCUUUUUAAAAAAUUUAGUAAAAAUAAGAAGGCGAAAAAUUUUUGGAAAGAUACAAUAAAAGAAUGAAUUUGGCAGGUCUUACAGAUUCAGUCCGUCAACUGGAGGAUAAUUGAUAUAAAUGAUAAUUGAUCGUUACCCAGAUGCUGUCUGCUGUGUCAUUAUUUCUGAAAUAACCAGUAGCAUGCAUGUCCAGAUUGCACAACAAAUUGGUCGACUAUCUGUAGUAGUUAUAACAGAAGGAAGAGCUAUUUUAAAAAUCUCAUUGCUCAUAUCUGUCACUAUCUCUCUCUGCGUAGUAUUACAACCCGGGGUGGGUCUUCGCUGACUGUGCAGUUUGCCUCAGUUUGCUGCGGUCCAAUAUUAGUUCUUCUGGUAGUUCGAUAUUUAGGGUCCGUAGAUCAACUACAGUAUUAUCUCUCCACUUCAUCCUCGGUCUUCCUAGCAGCCGCUUGCCAUCUCGGGACACUCUCCAUACAAACUUAACGACUUGUCUUGUCUCUUCAGAUGACCGGCCAAUCUAUCUUCCUUUUUUAUUACUUUUACUAUAUCUGCUGGUUAUACAUAUAGUUCUUCUAGUUCUCUAUUAGUCCACAUUCUAUACUGCUGUGUGAUAUAGUCUUUGACUGGUCCGUGUAGCCCUCUAAGAAUUCUUCUUUCCGCGUUUUUAGUUACUAAUCUUACUCAAUAUUUCUUACCUGGCGAUCAUUAACCCUGAACAUAACUAACCUUCCCCAACCUACCUGGGAUUACGCCACAUUACUAACUUUAUCCAACAUUCUUCCCUGAAGGUCAUUAACCUUAGUAAACAUAACCGAUCCAUACCAAUACCAUAUACCUUACUGUUAUUACAGGAGUUUAAAUUUAACAUCAAACAUAUUCUAGAACAAGAUAAUGAAUUUCCGGACUACUUGUCACAAACCAAUAUCCGCGAAAAAUUACUGAAUGGACUCACUAGAUAACGAGAGGAUAUUAAUAAUUGGAUCCUUUAGUUCGUCCUAUUGAAUUCCUAGACUUCGUUGAAUAUAUGAAAACCUAAUCAGGAUUGGGAACGUACACCAAGAAAAUGGAGCAAUAUGUCCAACGGAAGAGGAUUGGUAGCACCAACCGCUUCUGGUGAGACAAUACUACAUGUCUACUAACUUACAUCGACACAUCCAUCAGUAAUAUUUUUGGGAUCGAAAAUAUUGGACCUAUGUUACUUUCAAGACAGGGCCUGUUAUGUGCUGCACGAUCCUGCUGCUUCUUAGUACUAUCUGCCAGUCGAUUUGAUGGAAACAUAUAUCUAAUUCAGCAACAAUCGAUAUGCCCUCGUCAUCACCGUCUUCGCUAAGCCUUGCAACAACGGAAGAAACCUUUUCAAAGUAUGGAUUUCUAUUUAUUCUAUAACGCCAUUCGUAAGUGGGAUCUCAAGCAAAUCUCAUCGAAAUAAGAAUAGAAGAAAAAAACAAUAUAUACGACUGCACCUCCUAUUACAGUAUGCAUUGCAACGCAAUGGGGAGGAAAUCUGCAUCGAGAACAUUCCUAACAACCAGAAAACAUAGGAGAGCGAAAUAGACAAGCCUAAAUGAGUAUCGUCAUUGUCAAUAAUCUGCAGGAGACGCGAAUUUUACACCUGGAAAAGAGAUUAAUCACAUGGGUGGCUGGCUUUGUUUGGUUAUCGAUGGAUCGAACCAUAUACCAUAAUCGAAGAUGCCGGGCCAACCACAAACUAGAGACAAACGUAAAAUUCUACCAACCAAGAUGCAUGUCACUAACCUUAAACCUGUACAGUCAUGUUCACGGGAAAUGCACACUCAAGGUCAAGCGCUGUUGUGAGAUCCGACAUGCCGCUGGCUAAACGAGCUUCGUGUGACUGUACCUUGCAGACGACAAUGUAUGAUCGAAUAAGCGCUUUGAGGAGCCUUCUCAUUUUCUUCAUAAUUCUUCUCAUAACUUGUAUGCCAUCUAGUGUGAUCUUUAAGAAUUUGCUACUUUUAUAUGAUAUAAAAAUUGUAACUGCAACUAUUUAAUUUUAUUCAGAAAGAAGUUUCAAUUUCAACAAUUUUUAGACGUUUCUAACGAAUCUCUAGAAUAUCCAGAGACGUUAACAGGUGUCAAAUACCUAGAAAGCUUCCAUAAGUUUUAGGCAAUGUCAAAUGUGGUAAAUUUGACAUUGACAUUUUUAAGUUAAAUUUUCAGUCAGUUCCAAAAGUUUUCCAAUAUAUCCAAGAAUUUUUCACAAUUUCUAAAUAUUUUUAGAGGACUUGCCAUUGUAGUCAUAAAGAUGUGUCAAGGACACCUAGGAAUCUAAAAAAUUACUACAAUUCAAAGGAUAUCUAAAGAAAUUUGAUAAUAUAUUAUCAAUGAUUGACGAUAUUAUACGAUAUAGGCAAUUCAAUUUACUCAGCUAUCAUUGACACCAUUCCUCGGGAAACCUAUCAAAGACAAUAACUAUCAAAUUUUCCAUAAAGUUAUAUCAGAGAAGUGAAACGAUUUAACUUAUAAAGAAAUAAUAUUAAAGAUUAAAUACUUAUAUUAUUUUUAUGAGAACUAUAUUUAUAGGCAACCCAAUAAUGUCAAUUUUCAUUUAAUACAACAAUUUAAACAUCAAAUAUUGAAUCAAAUCAAAAAACAAAAUUUUUUCUCUAAUAGUUACUAGUAUAUUAAUAUAUUCUCUCAUUCAAUCCAACAACUAAUUAGUACGUGAACUGAUCCAAAAUAGUAAAUUGAGGUGGAGGUGGAAAUUCUAUUUUUGCCUCCCUUUAAAUUUAGGCAUAAAUAGAUAAAUCUCCAAAUCGCGGCAGGUUGCAAAAGUUAGAGCACCGAUUUUACGAUGGCUACACCGGAACAACCGAGAAUGAGCUUUGAAAUAUUGCUUCCUCUCUCGAUUUGCUGUGCUAACCCAAGGUCCAUUGCGUAUUAAUUACACAGUAUGUUCACGCAACGGACCUUGGUGCUAACCUACAGAAUACACUUAAAAUUAUCGUCUGGCCAACUGGAAAAUUUAUUUUAGGCUGAUUUUGAAGAGCGUAGGAAUGACAUAGUUGGCCGGUACGCAGUUAGCAAUAGAGAUUUAAAAGCUGGCGAAUUAAUUUUUAGCGAAAAGCCAUUUGCUUAUGGACCCAAAAACGAUAGUCCACCGGUAUGUUUAGGUUGCUAUGCUUACAUAGACUGCACAUAUUUAUGUUCAAAAUGUUCAUGGCCAGUUUGUAACGAAACAUGUGAAAAUAUUCCGGCCCAUAAAAACGCAGAAUGCGAAGUUUUUGCAAACGCUAAGGCGAAAUUUAUGAAUGUUCAAGAUCCUUACGCACCAUGUCUUCAAUACGAAUGCAUAACUCCACUUCGAGUACUUUUAGCUAAAGAAAAACACCCGGAUAUUUGGGAUAAACAUGUUAAUUGCAUGGAAGCACACUUAAACGACCGCAAAGAAAAAGAAAUUUGGAAAUUUAACACCAUAAAUAUAGUUGGUUAUCUUCGAGGAACUUGUAAAUGCAAUCGAUUUAGUGAAGAUCUUAUUCAUCAAGUUUGUGGUCUUUUGGACGUAAAUGCUUUCGAAGCAAGAACUAUAUCUGGAAACGCUAUAAGAUGUUUAUAUCCAAAAUUAUCAACUUUUUCACAUAAUUGCGUCUCAAACGUAACUCACUCCAUAGAAAGUAAUGGGGAGGGAAACGAAGAAGAUUUUAAAGUAACAUUAAAAGCGUCUGUUUCAAUCAAUAAAGGCGAAGAACUUUGUACAAGUUACACAUACACCAUGUGGCCAACAAUGGCAAGGAGAGCAUUUUUGAAAGAAAGUAAAUAUUUCGAUUGUAACUGCCAAAGAUGUAGUGACCCAACCGAAUUAGGAACUCACAUGAGCACUUUGAAGUGUAUGAAGUGCGACAACGGGGUAAUUUUAUCAACAGCGCCCCUUUUAGAUCCUGAAUCAGAAUGGAAAUGUACCCAUUGCCAGCAUUCUUUAAAGGGAACUACGGUCCAAAAAGUUUUUAAAACAAUCCAAGAAGAAAUUGAUCAAGCUGAAGCCAUGGAACAAGAUGCUUCAGCGAUAGAAACAAAAGAAUCACUUUAUCGAAAAUACAGAUCAAUACUUCACCCAAGACAUGCCUAUUUUACAAUUUUACGUAUUUCUUUGGCACAAAUGUACGGAAAAGUUGAAGGAUACACAAUGGAUAUUCUACCAAAUAUUUUAUAUGAAAGAAAAAUUGAACUUUGUCAAAACAUUAUGGAGAAUAUUAACGUUCUUGAACCUGGAUACACAAGAUUAAGAGGUACGAUUCUUUAUGAACUUCAUGCCCCGAUUAUAAUGUUAGCAAGGAACCUUUACAACGUUGAUGUAAUUAACAAAGACGAAUUGAGAAGUAAACUUCAAGAAGCCAUAAAAUUACUGAAAGAAUCCUCUGAAAUAUUAACAUUAGAACCUGAAAAUAGUCAGGAAGGAAUGAUUGGGAAGAUGGCUAAUCAAGCUUAUAUUCAACUUUCAACAAAUUUGGAGGAUUUAAUUGAUAACAUCUAAUUUAUUUUCUUCUUUCUUUUAAAAUCGUUUAUUCGUACAUUUUUGAUGUUACACAUUUUUUUUUUUAAUUAAUCAGAUACAGUUUGAAUUGGAUGUGGAUUGAACUUCAUGUGGUUUAGUUCUAAAAUUAAAAUAAAAAACAAAAUAAAUGUAUAUUUUUGGUCAAAAUCAGAACUAAAAGUAAUAAAUGUA
Messenger RNA from Onthophagus taurus, 5214 nucleotides. Lineage: Eukaryota; Metazoa; Arthropoda; Insecta; Coleoptera; Scarabaeidae. The record is from RefSeq and is a predicted model, not a curated record.